AUGCACGUUGUCAUUGCAGGUGCCGGCCUCGGUGGACUGUCAUGUGCUAUUGCGUGUCGAAAAUGCGAUCCGCCACUCAAAGUCACUAUCCUAGAACGUUCUCCGGAGUUUCAACCAAUCGGGGCAGGAAUUCAGCUGCCUCCAAACGCAACCAGAAUCAUGGAACAAUAUGGUCUGUUGGAAACGUUGAAAGACGUGGGGGCAGUUGUCAUGCAAAAUCACACUUUGAGGCGAUACUCGACCGGUGAGGUGAUUGUCAAUAAGCCGCUGGGGGCACGAGCGAAGCAAAUUUACGGAGCAGAAUGGAUGGUCAUACACAGGGCCGACUAUCAGAGAGUGCUCCUACAACACGCUCAAAACCUAGGUGCAGAGAUACAAACCGGCGCUGAAGUUGAGAAAGUAUGCCUGAUCUUGAAAGACGGACAACGAGUAUACGGUGACGCAGUCAUUGGAGCAGACGGGCUUUGGUCCGUUACGCGAGAACACGUCCUCGGCCGUCCCUCACCACCAGUUGAAACGGGAGAUUUAGCAUACCGGGGUACAUUUACUCGCAGCCAGUUAAGGCAACUAAACGACGAAAAAGUAAAUAAACUACUCGAUGACUCCAACAUUCAAGUCUGGCUUGGACCAGAAAAACAUGUUGUUUUUUAUCCGGUUCGGAAUGGAACCGAGUUCAAUCUCGUCUUGAUCCGGCCGGAUAACCUACCGAGCAAUGUACGCACCUUUCAUGGAAACUUGGAAGAAAUGAAAGACGAUUUUGAGGGAUGGGACCCAACCUUGCGAACCCUUAUUUCAUGCUUAAGCAGCGCUCUGAAGUGGAAACUAUGCCAUCAUAGCGAACUUGAAACCUGGGUGAAGGAUUCGGUUGCUCUGUUGGGAGAUGCAUCACAUCCUACCCUACCGUAUCAAGCACAGGGCGCAGCAAUGGCCGUUGAAGACGGCGCAGUGAUUGGUUUUCUUCUUGGCCGCCUCCAAGGCAACCCUGUGCUUUGGUCUGAGGAAAGUGGUAAGGAUGCCAUCACCACAACUCUAAAGUUAUAUGAGAAGUUGCGGAAGCAGAGGACUACGGUGAACGUUCUAGGUGCAGUUCAGGCACGGGUCUUCUAUCACCUCCCUGAUGGCUCUGAGCAGCUGGAGAGAGACAGAUUGCUCUCAGAAUUGCCUGAAUCGCGUUGGGAGUCCCGUAGUAAAUGGAAUUGGGGGGAUGCGGAAUAUCAGCAAGCAUUACUGGGGUUUGAUACUCUUGCUGAUGCUGCAGAACAUAGUCACAAACUGUUUGAAGGAUAA
Messenger RNA from Trichoderma harzianum CBS 226.95, 1287 nucleotides. RefSeq lists its product as hypothetical. Lineage: Eukaryota; Fungi; Ascomycota; Sordariomycetes; Hypocreales; Hypocreaceae. Bases 1 to 1287 code for a protein of 428 amino acids. Gene Ontology annotation, biological process: secondary metabolite biosynthetic process. The record is from RefSeq and is a predicted model, not a curated record. The transcript has 7 exons. Gene Ontology annotation, molecular function: monooxygenase activity; FAD binding.